Messenger RNA from Serpula lacrymans var. lacrymans S7.9, 4534 nucleotides. RefSeq lists its product as uncharacterized. The transcript is spliced from 9 exons. The coding region runs from base 1 to 4266 and encodes 1421 amino acids. Lineage: Eukaryota; Fungi; Basidiomycota; Agaricomycetes; Boletales; Serpulaceae. The record is from RefSeq and is a predicted model, not a curated record.
AUGACCCUCGCCGGUCAGAGCCCAACAUCACGCGAAGAGACAACAGGAUUGGCAUAUGAGGGUGCCAACCAUGGUCCUUUUUUGCAUACUGACGUGUCGUCUGCGUCUCAGUCGUCAAACAUGACGUGUGCAGCUGACGACGAGGAUGAGGACACUUCCGGGUCUUUCCAAUUCAGUUGGAAGCAGAGAAUGAAGGAAAUGGACGAGGAAAGUGACGACGAUGAUCAUAACGCGCAGAAAAUUGUGGACACUACUGCUAUUUCAAAUCUGGAAGUACAGAAGGCACCAUCUCCCUUUGUCAAUCGUGAAAGCGUGGAUACAGCGCCUCCUUCUCCUAGAGGUGCCGAGUUGACACCCGACGGUUUCUUUGGUGGCUCUUUAUCAACUCUUACCAGUUCUCUACCAGAUUCAUCCUUUACAGAAUCUUUCGAUGAAUUUCCUGUUGCGCCACCGCGGUACAGAGGGAAUAGAAUACAAAUUUCCGAUCGUGAACCUGACGAAGUUGGUGCUUCCUCCAGUGCAUCACCGACAAAAUUCCCUAUUACCACACCUCGGAGAGACUCUCUGUCCAGUCCACCGACUUCUGAGGUUGACAUGCCUUCCCGGAUUAUAAAGAUUGACAAAGGGAAGGGUAAAGCACCUGUACGCGAUGUUGCGCCUCUUCAAUUUGAUGACGAACUCGUUUCAUCCGCUGUUGCUUUGUCAAAGGACCAUAAGGGAAAACGUAAAGAGCAAAAUCGCUCCAGGAUUAAGGCACGCUUCGUCCUCAUCGCACCGACGAAAAAAGAUAGGCGAGAAACUGCCUUCGAGAAGACUCGCAUUCAAGCGAGCAGAGCAGUUGAGGUACAACGUACCGAGGAUCGCAACAGGUAUACGUUGACGAGAAUUUUCCACCGCGUAAAGAAUGACGGGGCCUUAACAAUCCCAACGCAGUCGCUACCAUCCUCAGAUCCUAUUUUGCCGUUUUCUUCCUCGCCAGGUGCUGAAAGCGCUCAAGAUGUAACGUGCAAUGCCAUUCAUUUUGGUGCUCCCGCGGGCCUUCUCGACCCAUCACCCCAACUUCCGAGUUUAUUGUCAGGAAAGGAAGACAUUCGUGCUGAGCACGAUGCAACUAUGCUCACUGUCGUAGCGCCAAUCCAUUCUGACGAUGAAGAAUUACCGAACCUGGGAGAGAUGCUUGUUAAACAAUCACCUCCUAGCGAUCAUACAGGGCGUACACAGUCGUUACAUCAUAUCAAGACGCGGAUACUGGAACAGCGUUCGCAGCUACCCAUGAGCGCGGAUAACAGCGAUGACGAUCUGGAGGUAGUGCCAAGUGACAAAAUGCACGUUGUAGCGGACAAGGAAGCGGCUAAACGCAAAUCGGAGAAAGUUCACGGAGGGCCAUCAAAGGGGAAAGCACGGCAGUCGCUGUUAGGAAAGUCGAUUGACGUGAGCCCUGUCAAGAAGAAUAAGCAAUCUGUCCCACCCAAAGAUUGGAUGGGGUUUCUACGAGAAUCCGCAAAACCCGCAUUCCAAACAAAUGCUAAGGCGAAGAAAGCUCAAAACCAGGCAGAGCUGAACCGCUUCAUGCUGCACCAAGCCGAACAAGCUAAAAUGCGAAUUGUCGCGAAUAAGGAUCGAGAGUGGAAGGAAAACGGUGGUCGGACCCCGGGUGAUCAUGUCAACUUGGAACAGCAGCAUUCUCUGAAUGAGAGCUUUACACGCUAUGCAGACCAGGGUCUGGAGGCGGCGAAUAUGGUCGAGCAAACCAAUCUCAGCGAGCAAGACAGUGACAGUGAAGAUAGUGAUGAGGACUAUCAGCCGCAUAUGAGAGGGUCAGGCAGCCCUGAACCAAUGGAGAACAGCGAUCAGGAAAACCAAGACGUGCCUGAAGAUAAAGAAUCCAAUGAGGACAAAACCGACGAGGAAGAUAAUGUGGUGGUCCCUCGACAUCGAGCUCCUCGUCGAUCUGCAGCGCGGGUCGUUGAUUCAGACGAUGAAAGCGAGAAUAGACCGCUGUCCCGAGGACAAUCAAUGGGUCGCAUUCUUGUCCCCGAUACAUCUUUGAUGCAGAUUUCCCAGAGUCCUCCACUCGCUCGAAAUCACCGGUACUCGAUAUCUUCUUUGGACGAACAGACUGAGGAUGAGAAUGAUAAAGAAAACGACGACCGUCUAAUGUACGACAAGAGUGAAGACAAAGAAAAUAAAGCUGUGGUCCGACAUUCACCCUUGAAUACCAGGUCUCCUCUCGAGAGUAGGCCAGGGUCUCUCUUCGCCUUAGAGGAAGGAGUGAGGAGGAGUCUAUCAAUGUCAUCCUUGGAACCCAACCCCAUAGAAUCUUCUGGUGGUAUUGUCGCACGAUCGCCACUGAAAGAACUCUUAAGAGAGGAUGAAGAUCCAUUCUUAUCUCCCUCACCAUCGAAAUCUUCCUUCACUACACGACUGCAGCAAGCUGCAGCUUCCCAUGCAAAUACUGCUUCGCCGCCACCGCCGACUGCCGUAUUACAGCUUGGUCUAGGAUCGCCAGCAGCCUUGAAAGAUUUUCGCACAAAUCGAUUUGAUUCUUCUCAGUUUCCUGACACGGAAAACGAUGAAAGCAGCGUGAUCGGCUUUAAGCCGCAGAUAUUACAGUUUUCUCAGGACGUGAGCCUUAGCCCAUCCCUAGCACCUUUGAACCCGCCACAAGGUCGUGGUUUCUCUCAGCUGUUUUCCGAGUCAAAGGACAAUAGUAGUGUUACUUUGCAAAAACCUGGGCUACCGAACGGCUUGAAUGACUUAUCUUUGACUCUGGAUGUUGGGCUUCAGCCUGCGUUGGAAGUCAGCGGUACACUUCGUCGUAGGGCUGAUGCCAUUUUUGAGAAAGAGCAGGAUUAUGUUGUCGAAUCAGCGAAUCAGAAGCCUGGGCAGAAGGAAGUGCUGUAUGUGAACGACCACGGCUUCCUCACGCAAACGCGUCCAGAAGCAUCGAGUCCAGAAGUUUAUCGCCUUGCGACUCCCUCUCAAAUUGCUAGGUUGCGCUCUCCCCAAUCUCGUGAUGUGGCAAGUAGUCGACCUCCGUUACGGACAAUUUCGUUUGAAGGCAUAACUGACUCACCCGAGCAGUCUCUGCGGCGGUUACGGCGACGUAGUACAUCACCUUUGGACACCCGCGGUCGCUCACUUGAACAUGACUCAAGCCCCAGUGCUAGCCCAAGGCAGCAGUUACAAAAGUUAAACGCAUAUGACGUAUUGGGCAAACAUUCAUCCCGUAAUGAAAAGCGGAAGAAACUGGAAAAAUCAGAGUUUGUUGAAGCAGAGGCAGAAGAGUCGGACGAGGAGCGCACGUUCGGUUUUGGUGGACGGAAGAAAGGGGACGACGAUGAAGAAGAAGAUGAAGACCAAGAUAAGAUUCUCGAGGGCCUCGUCGAUGACGGGGAAGUAGAUGUACAAGAAAAGCUAGUUUUAGAGAAAGUCAGGGAGCAUAGGGAGCAAGACGACCGCGAUCUUGAAAAGCUUCACCGCGAUGCCGUGGAAGGAAAAUUCAGAACAAAGCGCCGUAAUCGUGACUUUGGGCUGAAUGAUGAUAGUGAAGACGAGGACGAGGACGAACGCGCUCGACGAAUCAGAAAUAAUAUGUACAAGAAACGCAAAAUUGACGGCGACCAUCUUGAGGCUUUAGGUCAGAAGGAGGAAACCCGAGCAUUUUAUGAGGCAUAUCAGAAAGACCUCAUCGAUGAUGACGGCCUAGAGUUUCAGCAUCUCAAACAAGAUACAGAAAUGGUGGAUGUCGAUCAAGAGGACGACGAAGAAGAUCAAAAAGAGGUAGUGUCAUAUGAAGAAAUACGCGAACAAGUACAGAGGGUGGCUCAGAACAAAGAGUCUUUGCGUGUGUUGGACCCUGAGGAUGCUUCUUGGCUUGACGAUAUAGAUGAAGAGGGUGAACAAAGUUUCAAGGUGGUAUCAUCCAAACCCACCAAGUCUAUUCGGAAGGUAAACGUUGAUCCAGCAGAUUUCGAUGCAGAGCGACCGACACGGAACUUGGAGAGCGAGCAGCAUAAUGCUAAGAUGAUCUCGUGGGCGAGAGGUCAACAUGGUCGAAAUCAAGGAACUGGUCGAUCCGCUGUUGGGGCAGCCGUCACCGGACACAGUAAAGCUAAACUGAAAGCAGGUGGAGGUUCUUUACGUACGGCACAAUCAUCAGCUUCCAGCUCGAACGUUGCUGAUGGUAAGGUGAACUCCCGUAAACUCACCAAGAACUCCAGCUUGCUGGCUACUGUGUCUGACAGAAGCAGCAAAUUCGCGUAGUGUACGUCUCUGGAUGUGUGGCUUAUGUCUAUUCUGUCGAGUAUCUGUAACAACCCCCCAUGUUCUGUAUGCACAACAAUAACACAAGGAUCAACCAAAAAAAAUAAGUCGCAAUGAAAACAAAGAGCUAUAUGCAAAAGUUGGUUUAGUUUGACCAUGAAAUAGAAUGGGGUAUGCUGCUGAUAAGGUAAUAGAGAUAGAGAAGAAAGGUGUUAAAUAGCGUGAGGACUGAGUUAUCGCGUCAAGAAAAGAAAGAAGUUUUAAUGGU